AUGGCCGUGUCGCUGAGUGCGGUUUUGUCUCUGGUUCUCUUGGUUCGUGGAGCUGCAGGGUUCGCCAUCCUCCCGGGAGAUGCCCUCAACCACCUGGAGAUCACAGAGAUGGCCAUUUUAAACACCGCGCUGCAGGUCUGCCGCGAUCUGGCCCAAUCCGAGGGGACGGACUUUACUUUACCGUCACAGCCUUACACGUUCAGUUCCGUGGCUUCGGCCUGCAAAUCCUCGUCAUCGUCCAAGUCUUUCCGUCUGGCCGUGUACCUGGUCACAUACAGGAACGUCAGGGUGGACAUCCAACACGCCCUGAACUCCAGCUUCCACUUUGACGAUGAGGAGUUCACCAGCGGAAGAGCCAUCAUCACCGCAGGGAUCCAGUCCAUCAAAGCCAGCAACAAAGAGGGAAACUACAACACUGCGAGACAAGAGCUGGGAGUGAUUUUACACCCACUGCAGGACUUCUACAGUCACAGUAACUGGGUGGAAAUAGGAAACACAGAACCCAACGCAAACCUGAUAAAGUCGGACACAAGCAUCGGGAACAUAGCAGCUAAAACCAGAGCCACGUGUCGUAACUGUAACGGAGACGACUGCACCAACAACAUCCUGGACGACAUCAUCGCAGAGAAGGUUCUGACGUCCGGAUACUUCGGGGUCGUUCCUAUCGCCUCAACCAAACCUCCGGGUAAAUGCAGUCACGGAGGAGGCGUGGACCAGACCAGUGACAUCGAGCCAAAAGGCGGCAUCAACAAAGACACGUUCAAAGCCAGUCACGGUCACCUUCACACCAAAGCCGCCAACCUCGCCAUCGCCGCCACCAGCCACCUCCUGCAGGACCUCAGAGCAGCUGCGGGCGACAGGGAGUUUCUACAGAUGAUGGGGAUCUCCAAAGGCUCCAGUAAAGCUCUGUGUUUUGUGAUCGACGUCACCAACAGCAUGAAGGACGACAUAGAAGCGGUGAAGACGGUCACCAACAACAUCAUCGACUCUCAAGUGGGAACCGACAACGAGCCGUCUCUCUACGUCCUGGUCACCUUCAGCGACCCAGACGUGGGACCUCUGAUCAAAACUUCAGACCCCAAAGUUUUCAAAGACGUGAUCACCCGUUUGUCUCCGAGUGGAGGAGGAGACGAGCGGGAAUUGGCUCUGUCUGGACUUCAGCUGGCUUUAACUACUGCUCCAUUUAACUCAGACAUCUUCCUUUUCACUGACGCUGGAGCUAAAGACACACAGUUAAAAAGCACCGUGAUCGCGCUCAUAGAGAGGACCCAGACUGUGGUGAAUUUCCUCAUCACAGAUUCACCAUCCACCAAUCGGCGCAGACGGAGCUUGCGUAUCACGGGCGCAGACGCACAGCUGUACAAAGACGUGUCUCAGGCCUCAGGGGGACUGGCCAUAGAGGUGUCCAAGAGCGAGCUGCCCACCGCCACCAGCAUCAUCACCGAGGCCUCCACCAACUCCAUUGUGACCGUCCUGCAAACAGCACGGAGCCCUGGAGUCACAGAGAUUUUCACUUUCACUGUGGACAAAACCAUGAGUAAAGUAAUUGUUUACAUGACGGGAAGCUCCAUCAGCGUCACACUCACCAGCCCCGCAGGUGUGACUCAGAGCGGAACGUCCGGAGUCCUGGUCAGCUCCUCGGAGUCUGUGGGGAACUUCCAGACGCUGAGGCUCAAAGUGGAAACUGGAGAAUGGACCCUGAAGUUGGCCUCUGCAAAUCCAUACACGCUCAAAGUCACAGGUCAGAGUGCUAUUGACUUCCUGGUCGACUUUGUUCAAGCUUCCCAAGGGCCCUUCGGAGGAUAUGAUACUCUUGAGACUCGGCCUAAAGUCGGAGUGGAGGGGAGUGUUGUGGUGACGCUGACUGGCAGUGACUCUGCGAAGGUGACGGAGGUGGCUCUGGUGGAGGCUCAGCGCACAAACUCAGUCUCUGGGACCGUGAAGGCCCAGGAGGGGAGCUACAUGGUCCACUUGUCCACCAUCCCAGCAGGACAGUUUGUGGUGCGGGUCAAAGGGACAAAAGACUCCUCUGUGUUCCAGCGCCAGUCCUCCACCAGCUUCACCUCCUCCAAUCUCACCAUCAGUGCCAGUGCAGACAGUCUGUUGACCCCAGGAACGCCCUUUGUGGUGCCCUUCUCUGUGUCCAGCGCUGAGGUGGGAGUAAACAUCACCAUCAGAGUCACCAACAACCGUGGUUUUGCCUCGACUUUCCCGAGCGUCUUGAUGAUCGACAGCGGGAACAGCACCAACGGCACCGUGACCCUCUCGGCGCCGCUCAACACACGCUCAGGCAGCGACGUGACCCUGACCAUCGAGGCCGAGACUCCGACCGGCGACGACAAUUUUGUGGUUCAGCGUUUCGCCGUCUUCAACACAGUCACAGACUUCUCCGCUCCCGUGUGCGAGCUCACGGGUCUUCAGUCCAACUGUUCCACCGACUGCAACUCAGACCAGUGGUGGUUCUCGGCUCGGGUCACGGACGGCGCUGACGGGACGGGGGUGAACCGGGUCAGCCUAAAACAGGGCGACGGGAACUUCACCGCCACCAAGGACCCCAACAACCCCAACAUCACCACAGUGUCCUACAGCGCGUCCUGCUGCGCGCCCUCCAUGCAGCUACAAGCAGUGGACAACGUGGGCAAUGUGGGCACCUGCUCUUUCUCUAACUCUAGUGUUGUGACUUCUCCAUCUUCUCUGGCCACAGGAACAGCGCCCUCUACUGGUCUACUCUUUCUAAACAUGAUCAUUCUUUUGUUUUCCUAUCUGUUGAAAUGA
Knipowitschia caucasica is the source of this 2775-nucleotide messenger RNA. NCBI's taxonomy places the organism in Eukaryota, Metazoa, Chordata, Actinopteri, Gobiiformes, Gobiidae. The record is from the annotation of a GenBank genome assembly.